AUGAAUGUACACAGUGCGCUUAUCCAUAUAAACAUAUAUGACCAAAUGUAUAUCAAUACGUUCAACAAAUUAAAUGUUCAAUUUCUAAUCUUCAAUUAUGUAAAAGGAAAACAAUAGCAAAUUUUAGACUGUAGUUUUAGUUACAAAUAAUGUGGAAAUUAGAGAGAUUUUGUAUCCAUUAUGAAGACUAACAUUUCCGUCAUUUGUAUCUAAAUUAAUGAUUAUAUUAUGAUGAUACAAUUUGUAAUGUCUUUUAAUUCAAAAUUAUGGCAUCUGGUAGUUUUUUUAGUUUAAAUUUAUUGUUGUCUUCUUAAUUUUGUAAUAAAUUAUGUAAAAAUGUUACGGAUCAUCUAAUGAUCAUUGCACAUAGUAAAAAUUCCAGAAACAAAUUAUUGUUUAAAUAAAUUAGUUUAAAUAUUUGGUUAGAUAAGCAAAUUGAUAAUAGCUGAUAAAGAUCAGAAUUCAUAGAAGGAUAUUAUUUUGAUGAUUCUGGUUUCAAAUCCAAUUUGUGACAUUAAAAAUGUUAGACUUAUUUCUCAUAAUUUGAUAAUUUAUGGUUUGAGUUGCAAUCCAAAUAAAUACAGGAGAUUAUAAGGACUAUCAUGA
Molecule: messenger RNA, 606 nt
Organism: Paramecium octaurelia
Lineage: Eukaryota; Ciliophora; Oligohymenophorea; Peniculida; Parameciidae
Source: the annotation of a GenBank genome assembly